Messenger RNA from Gloeophyllum trabeum ATCC 11539, 1737 nucleotides. Its product is annotated as cytochrome P450. NCBI's taxonomy places the organism in Eukaryota, Fungi, Basidiomycota, Agaricomycetes, Gloeophyllales, Gloeophyllaceae. The record is from RefSeq and is a predicted model, not a curated record. The coding region runs from base 1 to 1737 and encodes 578 amino acids. The transcript is spliced from 13 exons. Gene Ontology annotation, molecular function: oxidoreductase activity, acting on paired donors, with incorporation or reduction of molecular oxygen; monooxygenase activity; heme binding.
AUGCCAAGUCUUACCGUGUCCCUCCUGCUCGCGUUCGUAGUCUGGGUUGUGGUCCGCCGCCUGCGCCGACCGCGCUCGCCGCUCGCGGACGUCCCCGGGCCUGAGAGCGACCACUGGCUCAAGGGUACGCUCGUUACAUUCGGAAACUAUGGCAGGAUAUUUCAAGACGGCUGGGACUACAACCUCCAGUUGCAGGAAAAGUACGGCGGGGUCGUGAAGGUCCACGCCUUGCUCGGUGUACGCGACGCUCACAAGCAGCUUUAUGUCUCCGAUCCCCGCGCACUGCACUACAUCGUCGUGAAGGAGCAGCAUAUUUAUACGGAGACGGAUAUGUUCAUCAUGGGAAACAAGCUGAUCUUCGGCGACGGCCUGAUCUCGACGCUCGGCGCGCAGCACAAGAAACAGCGCAAGAUGCUCAACCCCGUCUUCUCCCUCGCGAACAUGCGCGACCUCCUCCCCGUCAUCCAGCCCAUCGCCGACUCGCUCGCGUCCAUCCUCCUCGCGCAGCGGCGAGCAGGACCGCGGGAGAUCAACGUCCUGCCCUGGAUGUCGCGCGGCGCGCUCGAGUACAUCUGCCAGGCGGCGCUCGGGUACUCGUUCAACGCGCUCGACCCGCGCCGCACGAACGCGUACGCAGAGGCGAUCCAGAAGCUCGCACCGUCGGCCCUCCGCCUGAUCUUCAUCCGCCCGUUCGUCCCGCUCUUCCUGCGCACCCGCUUCCCGCUCAAGGCGUUCCAGGACCUGCGGGGCGUCGUGCGCGCCAUGGACGAGGCUAGUCGGCGCAUCUUCCGCGAGAAGAAGGCGCGGCUCGCUGGGGUUGGCCAAGUCAAGGGGGCGGAGGCCGAGGAGGGAGAGAAGGACCUGGGGGACAGGAUGAGGGGGAGGGAUAUCAUGAGCAUCAUGCUGAACGCGAAUAUGUCCUCGGAGGAGAGCGAGCGCUUGUCGGACGAGGAGCUGUUGGGGCAGAUGAGCACGAUCAUCUUCGCGGGCUUCGAGACUACGUCAACGGCCAUCUCGCGCAUCCUGUUCAUCCUCGCGUCCAGGCCGGACGUGCAGCGCAAGCUGCGCUCCGAGAUCCGCGCGGCGAAGCGCGCGUCUGGCAAUCACACCGAGGGGACGCGGUGGGAGGACGUGGGGCUGGGGUACGACGAGCUGAUGGCGGUGCCCUAUCUGGACGCGGUGGUGCGGGAGACGCUCAGGGUGUACCCGCCGACGUCGCUGCUGGCGCGCACGUGCCGACAGGACACCACGCUCCCGCUCGCCCACCCGCCGCCCGCGCGCCCGGAGCUCGCCGCCAUCCCCGUCCCGGCGGGCACGAACGUCAUCAUGUCCCUCCUCUGUGCAAACCACAACAAGGCCGUGUGGGGCGCGGACGCGGACGAGUGGAGGCCUGGACGGUGGCUCACGGAGAAGGGAGAGAGAGUGCCGCUGAGCGACGUGCAGGAGGAGAGCGAGAGCGGGGAGCGGUAUCCGGGGGUGUACGCUAGUAUGAUGACGUUCCUGGGCGGGGGGCGCGCGUGUAUCGGGUUCAAGUUCGCGGAGAUGGAGAUCAAACAAGUCCUCGCGACGCUCCUCUCGCGCAUGGCGUUCGCGCUGCCGUCGCAGCCCGGGAAGACGGUGCGCUGGAAGAUGAACGGGCUGCAGGUGCCCGUGGUGGAGCCGCCGUUUGGCGACGGGGCCACUGCGCAGGUGCCGCUGGAGGUGAGGAGGGUGGCCGCGGGGGAUUUCUUGGAUUAG